This is a messenger RNA of Austrofundulus limnaeus, 2937 nucleotides long. Its product is annotated as probable polypeptide N-acetylgalactosaminyltransferase 8. Gene Ontology annotation, cellular component: Golgi apparatus. Gene Ontology annotation, biological process: protein O-linked glycosylation. Lineage: Eukaryota; Metazoa; Chordata; Actinopteri; Cyprinodontiformes; Rivulidae. The record is from RefSeq and is a predicted model, not a curated record. Gene Ontology annotation, molecular function: polypeptide N-acetylgalactosaminyltransferase activity.
CACGUUUUUUUAUUACUGCAUGGCUAACCUUAACCUGGGUUUUGUUGUAAAGUAGGCCUAAUUACCUUUAAUUAUAACUUACUGUAAACGUGUUACAACAUGCUUCUUUGAGCACCCUUAAAUCUGAGUAUUUUUAGGGUUGACAGUGCACAUUUCCUGAAAUWUAGCUGAAGCUUAAAAGAAAACAAAAGAGCUGCCAUCCAUCAUGUUUUGUAAGGGUGUAACCUCUUUAUUACAAAUGAACAGUGUUCAUUCUGAAAUGAGAACAUUCAGCUUCUGUCACUGCUGAUGACAACCUGACAGCUUUUAUUUUGACAGGUUUUAAAAAGCUUCCACUGCAAUAAUCUGCUCACCGUUACCAACAAAGACAGUACAUUGGAAGGUUUAAACUAAAAUGUUGCCUGACGUGUUUACCUGACGGACACGACACGCGACGUCAACCCCAAAGUGACGUCGCGACGUCAACGUCAUGAGAGUUAAUUAAUGAGACACACCUGAGGGCGUCGAUGAGUCGAAGCGCCGCGGGUUCUGGAGGGAUAUGUGGUGCUUCGGGUUGAACUCGUUAGAUCUCUUCUCAUUAAAUGGGAAGAUAAUUAAAUGAGGAUCUUUUAGUCCGGGGGUUACCAUCAUGAGAGCUGUGUCGUUGAAGCGCCCGCUCCUCGUUGUGGGCUGCGUUGGGUUCUGCUUGUACCUGGGGAUGGUCCUGAAGAAUAGUGGCUAUGCGCGCACUCUGACUGACCACCAAGAACCGGACUCAUCAAGGACCAGCAGGAGCAUCUCUGACCUAGAGGCAAGCAUAGUCGGUCUCUCUAAAGUCCUGAAAGAGUUUGAGCGAAAGCAAGAUGCCAUGCAGAAAUUUUUGCAAGAGGACCGAGACACCCAGAGAAAAAUUGCAGAUGUCCUAAAGGAAGCGAUACACGUGGUGCCGGGGCAGAAAGAGGAACCCAAAGAAAAGAUCCCCCCUAAAGAGAAAAAAACUGGCAAAGUGUUCCCCGACUCCCCCAUCUUCAAGGAGUGGGGCGACAAUCUGUCYGAAGACGAGCAACGAGAGGCGCAAGCUCUGUUUGAGAAGUACGGCUACAACGUUUUCCUGAGCGAUCGCCUCCCUCUGGACCGACCUCUUCCAGAGACGAGAGACCCGAGGUGCUUAAAGAAGACUUACCCAAAGGACCUGCCAACUGUGGGAGUGGUGCUAAUCUACCUGGAUGAAGCCUUGUCUAUCCUUAAACGAGCCAUGCGGAGCAUCAUUGAUCGCACGCCUAAAAACCUGCUGAAGGAGAUAAUUAUGGUGGAUGACAACAGCUCUAAUGGGCAGAACCUUUACUGACCCAGAUCAAAGCGGACAGGACCACGGUGGUUUCUCCUGUGUUUGAUCGAGUUAACUUUGAUGAUCUCAAGGUUGUUCAUUACCUUCCAUCAGCUCACGCCUUUGACUGGGCCCUGUGGUGCAUGUACGAGGGAUUUUCUCCAGAUUAUUACAAACUCAAUGACAGCUCCUUACCUGGAAAAAGCCCAUCAGUCAUGGGAAUCCUGGUGGCUGAUAGAGCYUAUCUUGGAGAAAUCGGAGUUCUUGACGAAGGGAUGAAAGUGUACGGUGGAGAAAAUGUAGAGCUUGGAAUUCGUGUUUGGACCUGUGGAGGCAGUAUUGAAGUAGUUCCAUGUUCUAAGAUUGCUCACAUUGAAAGGUACCACAAGCCUUAUUUGCCGGACUUGAGUCCUGCCAUGAAGAGAAAUGCCCUGAGGGUAGCAGAGGUCUGGAUGGAUGAAUACAAACACAACGUCAACUUGGCGUGGAACCUGCCAUUUGAGAAUCAUGGCAUUGACAUUGGAGAUGUCACUGAGAGGAAGCAACUCAGAGAAAGGCUGAAGUGUAAACCUUUCAAAUGGUACCUGGAUAAUGUUUAUCCUAAGCUGGACCCCUGGGACAACCUGCUUGCUUAUGGAGGACUGAAAAAUCUCGACACCAACAUGUGCGUAGACCAAGGUCCAGUACCAGGUCACACACCCAUCGCCUACAACUGCUAUUACUAUGGUUCACAGAUCGUAUAUUUUCGUGGGAAUGGUGAACUCUACGUCGGCGGUAUUAAGUCCCACAAGUACAACGAUAACCGGUGUAUAGCCGACCAAGGGCAGAAAAACACCGAGCCUGGCCUGUACAACUGCAAAGAGGCAAUGCAGAAAAGAAUGGGCAUAUACUGGGAAUUCAGUCAGGGCAAAGAAAUUAAGAACAAGGAGUCAAAAAGAUGUCUAGAAAUUGAUAAUGGUGUACUUCUAAUUCGGGAAUGCACCGGCCAGAGGUGGAAGAUCCAAAACGUAAUCAAAGACUUUUAAAAAGUGGUCCGACCAGCAGGAAGUGCUCCUCUGCUUAUUUGAUGAGCAGAAAAUUAUGUACGAGUGAAAUACAAAAGUAGAAACACCAGAAGAUGGGAAAUAAAUUAGUUUUAAUUUGAGUGGUGGUUAAAAGAUAGAAGAAAUGUAUUUUGUUCAAUAUUUAUUUUUGCUCUGUUUUAUCAACAGUUGUCCAUUAUUUAAAACAAGAAUUGUGAAUUUGAUAUUCUAAAUCUUUCAAAAGUUGAAAAUGUUUAUGAAGCAAUAGAAUGCUCCCCCCUUAGUAAAUCAGGUUGAGAACCAGGACAUUGAAACUUUAUUAUUUUCCAUAUUACAGAAACUACUAUAUAUAUAUUUGCACAGCUUGUUACAAGAGAUAAGAGGGUAAAGUUACUGUUAUUUUUAAACUUCUGAAGUUUUUUUUUCUACACCGAGUUUUAGCCAAGGAUGUAGUUAUAAACUACUUAUUCUUACAAUUUUGUUUGACUAAGACUUGACGUGUUUACUGUUGGGUAUUAAAUACUUGCGGGUAAAACUCUCUGUAAGCUGUGAACAUGUUUUAUUUCUGAAACACUUCAUAUGAUAAAUAAAAGACACUAAGCACUGUGA